GUAUAAAUUUGAUGCCUGUAACAUGCGUUUCUCUCUGAAAAAUUUGGCAAAUGGACUCUCUUUUCGUAAAUUUUCUUUAAAUGCGCAAUGUGAUGUAACUUUCGAGGAAUUGAAUAAAUGGGAAACAGCGAUGAGGGUUGCUUGAAAUCUACGACAGAAGAUUAUUGUAUUUUAUAAUAGGUAUCUUAGUUGGUUUUUAUUUAUAAUAUAUAAUCAUGACAUCAAGGUUGGACAGAUUAUUUAUAUUAUUAGAAACUGGCACAAAUGCAGUGACUAAAAGAGCAGCAGCUCAGCAACUUGGAGAAGCACAAAGAUUACAUCCUCAUGAUCUUCAUCAUCUAUUAGCACGAGUUUGUACUCUUUUGAAAUCUCCACAAUGGGACACAAGGAUUUCAGCUGCGCAUGCAGUGCAAGCUAUACUUACUCAGGUUCCUCCUUGGAAUCCAGAACCAGUAGAAAACAAAUCAUGCCAGGAUGAAUCAAACACAGAUAAACAACGUACAGUCAGUAAUAAACUGACUUUAGAAAGUUUUGACAUGGAAAAAAUCCUAGCUCGUAGUUCUCAUUUGACUGGAUCAGAGGGCAGUGAAUAUGAUUUAAUUGUACCGGAGGGUGAACAAGUUAAUAUUCCGAAUCAAGAUAAAAAGAUUGCUGACAAAUUAGGUUUACAUCCACGAUUAAUGGGCAUCGAUACAUCAGAACUAUUUACUUCUGAUGAUCUUUUACCUGCGAUAUGUUCUCCAGUGUCUGAAGUAACAUCUAAAAUACCAAUUGAAGAAACAUUAAAACAACCAGGUGGACUUAGCAGAAGAGAAAUGAAUAGAGCAAGACGCAAGGCACGACAGACAGUAUCUAAACGAUCACGAGAGACUGAUGAUCCUCCGGAUAAUGUAACGAUAUCAGAUACAGUAGUAAAUAAUAGUGGAGAUAUAUUAAAUAAAAAAUUUAAAUUAGAGGAAACGAUCUCAUCGAAUACAGGAUCUCUUGGCAGUGUAUCAAACGAAAUUGUAAAUGGUGUGCCAGAUGGAACUGGUUCUUGGCCAGAUUCUGUAAUUGACUGGCCCUUAGAAUCAUUUGCAGAAAAUCUUUGUCAAGAUUUAUUUAGUCAAAAGUGGGAAGUACGUCAUGGUGCAGCAACUGCUUUGCGAGAGCUUGUACGUCUUCAUGGAAAAGGUGCAGGAAAAUUUCGUGAUCAAACUAUAGAAGAAAUGAAAGAAAGCCAUUAUCAGUGGGUGAUUGAUGCAGCCUUAAGGCUUUUAUGUGUACUAGGUCUUGAUCGUUUUGGUGACUUCGUAUCGGAUCAAGUUGUUGCUCCUGUCAGAGAAACUUGUGCACAAGCACUUGGUUCUCUCUUAUUGUUAAUACCAAAAGAUAAAGAUGACAAAGUUAAUAAUAACGGUAUUAUGGGAAUACUUUCUAUCGUAUUGAAGCUUUUAGGAUACGAUGAAUGGGAAGCUAGACAUGGUGCUCUGUUAGCAUUGAAAUAUUUACUGGCUGUACGUGAUGAUCUAUUAGAUGAAGUAUUACUAAAAGUAUUUCCUGCUAUUAUGCAAGGUCUUUCCGAUCCGGUAGACGAUGUAGGUGCCGCUGCGGCAAGUGCUCUCAUACCAGUAGCAUCUGCUUUACCAAGAUUAUUAAAGCCUCCAGAAUUGGAAGCAAUAGUAACGCGACUUUGGCAAUUAUUGCGUGAACAGGAUGAACUGGCAGCUGCAUGCAACAGUUUUAUGGGUCUGUUAGCUGCUAUACUUUCGUUACCAGCUGCACGUGCUUCUAUUACACCUCAACCAUUAUCACAGGUAUUACCAAGAUUAUGGCCUUUUCUUAGCCAUUCAAGUUCAAGCGUACGUAAAGCUACUUUACAAACAUUACAAACAUUGACUGGAGAUGAUGGUAAUCUAAGCGAAGAUAAAAAAGAAAGAUGGGGUAUAGGCGGUGGAAUCAUAUUACAAGAAGCUUUACGUCAUGUCUUUCAACGUGUCUUAAUCGAACACGUUACCGCGAUCCAAGACGUAGCCGUAUGUGUUUGGGAAAAUCUAGUCAUACAAAGUGAUCUUGAACUUCUACUGCAUGCAGCUUGUCCCUUAGUUAGCACAUGGCUUUGCCUAACUAUGCAACCAGAGCAUGUGCCAUUUAAUCCAAAUUUAUUAGUGACUGUGGCUUCUCCUGGCAAGGGGACAAAAAGUAACCAUCAAAUAGGUAACUGUGAUGGACAAUCGGACUGUAGUAGCAACGGUGGAAGCAAUAGUAUUAGUGGCAGUGUAAAAUCUUCUACAGAGCUAAAAGUAUAUAUUGGCGGAAUUGAAACUGUAGCGCAAAAUCUCAGACACGCUAACGUAGUACAAGCACGUUGCAAAGCAGCACGGAUGCUUGGACUUUUAUCUCACUAUAUAGUUCAACCAGCACCAGGCGUCAUUUAUACGCCAGACAUUCCUAGUCCAGCUGUAUGUUAUGCUAAAGUAUUAUUGGCACAUCUUAAUUCACGAUCAGCGUUACAGCGGACAGUUGCAGGUCUUACUAUGUCUCAUUGGGCUGUCGUUGAAGAAUCUAAUCCACCUGUAAUACCCGACAUACUUAAGGAUAGACUAUUGCAAUGUUUAACCGAAUGUAUAUAUUACGAUGAAAUUGCUACGUCAUUUACACGUUUGUUGCAUGAAAGCCGUGAUUACUUUGCAACUUUGAAACAUUACAAAUUGAAUGUACCCGUCGAAGUGGAUUCUUCGGGCGUAAUGACUUUCGAUCAAAUCGCAAUACUCGCUGGAAAACCUAUCUUAGAACUUUGUGCCAUCAGUAGUGCAGGAGGAUCAACUGCAACCUCAGCCGUUGGUGGCGGUGGUGGAAAUGGAAUUGGGAUUAAAUUGAAACCCAAAUUGGUGGAAAGUUUAGAAGAAAGGAGGCGAGCUUUAGAAGUUGGUGCCGCUACAACAGCGACACAACAACAAUCAUUGAAUAUUAUGUCGAUGGCUGCUUUAGCAGGAGCUGCUACUAUGUUACAUUGUCUACCGGAAGCUCCACAGCCAUUAAAUCCAAUCGUUAAACCAUUAAUGGAAGCUAUCAAACGCGAAGAGAACGAAGAAUUACAGAAAUUAGCUGCUAAACAUUUAGCUCAUCUCGUUGAUCUUUGUGUCGAUAGAAGUCCUUCGCCAAAUACAAAGAUAUCAACUAAUUUGUGCACAUUUCUGUGCUCAGACAGUGAGUUCACACCGAGAGUGACAAACGCAAAAGAUAGUGACACUUUCGACGGUAUUCUUACAUUGAAUAAUAGACAAAAACAUGCCGAAAGAAUAGCUUAUAAUCGUGGAGCAGGAAGUGGAAUUGGUGGAGGAAGAGGCCCAGGUAGACCACCUAUAACUGAAAUUCCAUUGGAAGAAUUACUUGCUUGUGAAGAGCCUGAAGCGAAAGCUGCUAGAACACGACGUCGUGGAGCUACGUUAGCUCUUACAGCUUUAGCAAAAUUAUUUGGUGUUCAAUUACCUUCACGUUUACCCCAUCUUUGGGAUUUAAUUCUACCAAGUAUAUUACGACAAGGAUCAGAAGAUGUUCUUCCUAAGAAUUCUCAGGAGGAAGCUAAUCAACUUAUUUCUGGAUUACAAGUACUUGAAAUUAUGGCUCCAAGUUUACACUCUUCUCUGCUACCACCAGCUCUCGAGUGUUUAUCUCGUUUAUGCGAUUUAUUGGCAAACCCAUAUAAAGCUGUUAGGCACAUGGCAUCACGAUGUAUAGCUAUAUUAGCUAGUGUGGAUGCAGAAAAAACUAUGCAAUAUGUGAUACGUAAUGUGAUACCAUUAUUAGAAGCUAGUGGCAAAGAAAGAAGUCAAUCUAAAAUUCUUACUGCUCCAAAUGAAGUAGAUUUGAUGAGACAAGGUGCUGCUGAAGCGUUGGCCUGUAUAAUAGAAACCUUAGGCGUCAAUGUCAUUCCAUAUUCUGUACUUUUUAUGGUACCUCUGCUUGGUAGAAUGAGCGAUCAAAAUCAAGCCGUAAGAUUGGUUUGCAGUGCAACGUUUGCAACGUUAGUACAAUUGUUGCCACUUGAUCCCGGUGCAAUUGCAGAUCCACCUGACUUAGUAGAGGAGAAAGCUCAAGAACGAAAAUUCCUCGAACAACUGUUAAAUCCUCGGAGUAUACCAGAUACGGAAUUAUUAAUUCCUGUAGAAGCAGAAUUACGUAGUUAUCAACGUCAAGGAUUAAACUGGUUGGAUUUCUUAAACCGUUAUCACUUACAUGGUGUUCUAUGUGAUGACAUGGGUCUUGGCAAGACUUUACAAACUCUUUGUAUAUUAGCUUUGGAUCAUCAUCGUAAUACACAGGCACCACCUAGUUUAGUAGUAUGUCCACCCACAUUAACAGGUCAUUGGGUGUAUGAAGCAGAAAAAUUUUUCCGAAGCCAGGAUCUAUCAGUUAUUCAAUAUGCUGGUACACCUCCAGAACGUGAAAAAUUAAGACCACGUAUUUCUCAACAUAGACUGAUUGUAGGAAGUUACGAUAUUAUACGAAAGGAUAUCGAAUUUUUUGAAGCACUUCAAUGGAAUUAUUGUGUGCUUGACGAAGGUCACGUAAUAAAAAAUGGAAAGACAAAAAGUGCCCAAGCAGCUAAACGUUUGCGUGCUAAUCAUAGGCUGAUAUUAUCUGGAACGCCAGUGCAAAACGAUGUACUCGAAUUAUGGUCUCUCUUUGACUUUCUAAUGCCAGGUUUUCUUGGUAGCGAAAAACAAUUUGCAGCAAAGUAUUCUCGUCCUAUAUUAGCUUGCAGAGAACCUAAAGCUGGCCCAAAAGAACAGGAAGCUGGUGCUUUAGCAAUGGAAGCUCUUCAUAGACAGGUAUUACCAUUUUUAUUAAGACGAAACAAAGAAGAUGUUCUUCAAGAUUUACCACCUAAAAUUACGCAAGAUUAUUAUUGCGAUCUUUCGCCAUUACAACGUAAUCUUUAUGAAGAUUUUCGUACACGACAUUCUGCUGCCUUUAUCACUAACGUAUCAUGUGCAUCUGCAAGUGAUCCUCAUGGUGGUCAUGUCUUUGAAGCAAUACGUUACUUGCGUAAUGUCUGUAAUCAUCCUAAGCUAGUGUUAAGUCCAAAACAUCCUCUGUAUCAAACAGUAUGCAAUACAUUGAAACAACAGCAAACUACAUUAGCUGAUAUCGAACAUGGAGCAAAGUUACCAGCUUUAAAACAAUUAUUACUAGACUGUGGUAUCGGACAAUCUCAACAGAGUAGAAAUUCAUCAGCUAGUACUACUAGUGACAAUCAACACACUCAGCAACAAUUAGUUAGCCAACACCGUGUUCUUAUAUUUUGUCAAUUAAAAGCAAUGCUUGAUAUCGUAGAAAAAGACCUGCUUAGAACUCAUCUACCGACUGUCACAUAUUUACGUCUUGAUGGAAGUGUACCAGCUACUCAAAGGCAUUCCGUUGUUGCACGUUUUAAUGCUGAUCCUUCGAUAGACGUUCUGUUAUUAACGACUCAAGUUGGUGGUUUAGGAUUAAAUUUGACCGGUGCUGAUACCGUGAUUUUCGUUGAACAUGAUUGGAAUCCUAUGAAAGAUCUUCAGGCUAUGGAUCGAGCUCAUCGUAUUGGUCAGAAAAAAGUUGUCAAUGUCUAUCGUCUUAUUACUAGGUCUACGGUAGAGGAAAAAAUUAUGGGGUUACAAAAGUUUAAAUUACUUACUGCCAAUACAGUGAUUUCUACAGAAAAUGCUUCUCUGGAGACUAUGGCUACUGAUCAGUUACUUGACUUAUUCUCUUUGGACAAUGGUAAAGGAAAAAAAUCUGAGAAUCAAGAAAAUAUUGGAAUAUCUAAAGUUCCGUGCGUACAAGGUGUUAAUCGUUCAGUACUUGAGAUAUUACCCGAACUGUGGGAGCAACAACAGUAUGAUGACGAAUAUGAUCUCGAUACAUUUUUAUCUACUUUAAAGGCUGAUUGCCAAUAAGUAACAGCAACAGCAACAACAAUAGCAACAGCAACAACAACAGCAACAACAGCAACAGCAACAGCAAUAGCAAUAGCAACAGCAACAGCAUGUCAUAUAUACGUCCGAUGAAUCCUUCAUCGUUGAAUAUAUUAUAUAUUUAAAAGUACAAUUAUUAGAAAUUGUAUAUAAAAUAUAAAAGGAGAUCUAUCAUGGGAGAGAGUGAGAGAAAGCAUCAUCGUAUAGGCCAUGUCAAAUGAUCGAGUAAUUAAUUAAUAAUCGAUCUCGAAAAUAGAUCAACUUAAGUAUAAUAGUAAACGUUGUCUUUUUUUAAAUAAAACGAUACGGACAUAGUGACGUAAGUUAUAAAAUGAUUGUAUUGAUUAUUAUGUAACAAGAUAAGUAAAUUUUUAGUUUAUUUAUAUUAAUUUAUAAAAAUCUCAAUACAAUUAUAUAUAUAUAUGUAUAUAUAUAUAUAUAAUUUCGUAUUUGUACUACCACGUAACACCAGUAGGCGUAAUUAUUAUUAUUUAUAUAUUGUACACUAAGUCCGUACAAUUAUACAACAAUUAUGAUUGCUAACUCUUUAUACAACCUUAUUACUUUCUAUCGUGAGAGAGAAACGCUUACAAUUCUCUAUUUUUAAUUAUUUGCUUUGUUUUUUUUUCUCUCUGGUAUCAUCACGAGCGUUUUAUAUUUUUAUUAUAUCACGAAAUACGUCUUGGUAAAUUAAUGGGCACUGUCAU
This is a messenger RNA of Vespa mandarinia (Asian giant hornet), 6646 nucleotides long. RefSeq names its product histone acetyltransferase 1 (gene Hel89B). Gene Ontology annotation, molecular function: DNA binding; ATP binding; TBP-class protein binding. Lineage: Eukaryota; Metazoa; Arthropoda; Insecta; Hymenoptera; Vespidae. The record is from RefSeq and is a predicted model, not a curated record.